Molecule: messenger RNA, 4128 nt
Organism: Corylus avellana
Lineage: Eukaryota; Viridiplantae; Streptophyta; Magnoliopsida; Fagales; Betulaceae
Biological process (GO): spliceosomal complex assembly
Molecular function (GO): mRNA binding
Source: RefSeq, a predicted model, not a curated record
ACUUCGUAUUGGAGAGAGAGAGAGAGAGAGAGAGAGACGAGACAGUCGAACCAGAAAUCCCUUCAAUAUUACGACCCCAAAAUCUGAGAACCCUAACUCCAUCCCAAAAUCUGAAAACCCUAAUUCCAUCCUUUCUUGUACAGGGCUUGGAGUAAUCGUAACCUCGCCAUGGACCCGGAGAUCGCGAAGACCCAGGAAGAGCGGAGGCGCAUGGAGCAGCAACUGGCGUCCCUGACCUCCGUCACCUUCGACACCGACCUAUACGGCGGAAACGACCGCGACGCCUACGUCACGUCUAUCCCCGUCAACGAGGAUGACGAGAACAUCGACACCAUGGACAACGAGGUCGCCCGCAAGCUCGCCUCCUACACCGCACCCAAGUCCCUCCUUAAGGAAAUGCCCCGUGGAGGAGCCGAAGACGACAACGACGACCUUCUGGGGUUCAAGAAGCCUCAGCGCAUCAUCGACCGCGAGGACGACUACCGCAAAAGGAGGCUCAACCGCGUGAUCUCUCCCGAGAGACAUGACGCCUUCGCCGCCGGGGAGAAGACCCCGGACCCCUCGGUCAGAACCUACGCCGACGUCAUGAGGGAGGAGGCGCUCAAGAGGGAGAAGGAGGAGACUCUCAAGAGGAUAGCCAAGAAGAAGGAGGAAGAGGAGGCCGCCGUCAAGGAGAAUAAGGCUGCUGAUGAUAAGGGUCCCAAAAGGAGGAAUAGGUGGGACCAGUCCCAGGACGAGGGGGCUGCUGCGGCGGCCAAGAAGGCCAAGACGACAUCGGAUUGGGACUUGCCGGAGGAGACAACCCCGGGGCGGUGGGAUGCGACUCCGACUCCUGGGAGAUUGGGCGAUGCAACACCGUCUGCGUCUGUUGGAAGGAGGAAUCGCUGGGACGAGACGCCAACGCCUGGGAGAUUGGCAGAUGCCACCCCGGCCGGUGGGGCUACUCCUGGAGCCACCCCGGCUGGGAUGACGUGGGAUGCAACGCCAAAGCUUUCAGGCCUCGCCACUCCCACUCCGAAGCGGCAGAGGUCAAGGUGGGACGAGACGCCCGCCACCAUGGGCAGCGCGACCCCAAUGGCGGGGGCAACGCCUUCUGCUGCUGCCGCGGCGUUCACACCUGGGAUUACUCCCGUGGGCGGAGUCGAUCUUGCGACCCCAACGCCGGGGGCAAUCAAUCUGCGUGGCUCCAUCACCCCGGAGCAGUACAAUUUGCUGAGGUGGGAGAAGGAUAUCGAGGAGAGGAACCGGCCUUUGACCGAUGAGGAACUGGACUCCAUGUUUCCGCAAGAGGGUUAUAAGAUUUUGGAGCCUCCAGCAUCCUAUGUGCCUAUUAGGACGCCGGCGAGGAAGCUGCUUGCGACGCCCACUCCGCUGGGGACGCCGCUGUAUUCAAUUCCCGAAGAGAAUCGCGGCCAGCAGUUUGACGUGCCCAAAGAAGCGCCUGGUGGCUUGCCGUUUAUGAAGCCCGAGGACUACCAGUACUUUGGUGCGUUGUUGAAUGAGGAGGAUGAGGAGGAGUUGUCUCCUGAAGAGCAGAAAGAGCGGAAGAUCAUGAAGCUCUUGCUUAAGGUCAAGAAUGGAACACCACCGCAGAGGAAAACGGCGCUGCGGCAGCUUACUGAUAAGGCGAGAGAGUUCGGGGCCGGCCCCUUGUUUAACCGGAUUCUGCCGUUGCUUAUGCAACCCACUUUGGAGGACCAAGAGAGGCAUCUCUUGGUGAAGGUAAUUGAUAGGGUUCUUUAUAAGUUGGAUGAGUUGGUACGCCCUUAUGUGCAUAAGAUUCUUGUUGUGAUUGAGCCCCUGCUGAUUGAUGAGGAUUACUAUGCGCGUGUUGAAGGGCGAGAGAUUAUUUCCAAUCUUAGUAAGGCUGCUGGCUUGGCCACCAUGAUUGCUGCUAUGCGACCUGAUAUUGACAACAUUGAUGAAUAUGUCAGGAACACGACCGCCAGAGCUUUCAGUGUUGUUGCUUCUGCUCUUGGGAUUCCUGCUCUCUUGCCCUUCUUGAAGGCCGUGUGUCAGAGUAAGAAAUCAUGGCAAGCUCGGCACACUGGGAUUAAGAUUGUUCAGCAGAUUGCUAUCUUGAUCGGUUGUGCUGUGCUUCCUCAUCUGAGGUCUCUUGUGGAGAUCAUAGAACAUGGUCUGCUGGAUGAGAAUCAGAAGGUGAGGACAAUCACCGCAUUGUCUCUGGCUGCUCUUGCUGAGGCUGCUGCCCCCUAUGGUAUUGAGAGCUUUGACUCAGUGUUGAAGCCUUUGUGGAAGGGUAUCAGGUCACACCGUGGGAAAGUCUUGGCUGCGUUCUUGAAGGCUAUCGGCUUUAUCAUCCCGCUUAUGGAUGCGCUAUAUGCUAGUUACUAUACUAAGGAAGUUAUGGUUAUUUUGAUUCGAGAGUUUCAGUCACCCGAUGAGGAGAUGAAGAAGAUUGUUCUGAAGGUUGUGAAGCAAUGUGUGAGUACGGAGGGUGUGGACGCUGAAUACAUUCGCAAUGAUGUUCUUCCUGAGUUCUUUAGAAACUUCUGGGUCAGGAGGAUGGCUUUGGAUAGGAGAAACUAUAGGCAACUUGUGGAGACAACAGUGGAGAUGGCAAACAAAGUUGGUGUUGCCGAUAUAGUAGGGAGAAUUGUUGAGGAUCUUAAAGAUGAGAGUGAGCCUUACAGGCGAAUGGUUAUGGAAACCAUUGAGAAGGUGGUUGCCAACUUGGGUGCAUCUGAUAUUGAUGCUCGGUUGGAAGAGCUUCUUAUUGAUGGAAUCCUUUAUGCUUUCCAAGAGCAGACCAGUGAUGAUGCCAAUGUAAUGCUUAACGGGUUUGGUGCGGUUGUGAACUCACUUGGGCAGAGAGUGAAACCGUACCUACCCCAGAUCUGUGGUACCAUAAAAUGGCGAUUGAAUAACAAGAGCGCAAAGGUGAGACAACAAGCAGCUGAUCUCAUUUCAAGGAUUGCUGUUGUCAUGAAGCAGUGCCAGGAGGAACAACUGAUGGGUCACCUUGGUGUUGUCUUGUACGAGUAUCUGGGAGAAGAGUAUCCGGAGGUUUUGGGAUCAAUUCUGGGAGCUCUUAAGGCAAUUGUCAAUGUUAUUGGUAUGACAAAGAUGACUCCUCCUAUAAAGGAUUUGCUUCCUAGGUUGACACCAAUUCUGAAGAAUAGGCAUGAGAAAGUCCAGGAGAAUUGCAUUGACCUUGUUGGACGAAUUGCUGACCGUGGGGCUGAGUUUGUUCCGGCAAGGGAGUGGAUGAGGAUUUGCUUUGAGCUUCUUGAGAUGCUUAAAGCCCACAAGAAGGGUAUUCGGAGAGCUACGGUGAACACCUUUGGGUAUAUUGCCAAAGCCAUUGGACCGCAAGACGUCCUGGCUACCUUGUUGAAUAAUCUCAAGGUGCAGGAGCGGCAGAACCGUGUCUGCACAACUGUCGCCAUUGCUAUAGUUGCAGAAACCUGUUCCCCCUUUACAGUUCUGCCAGCUUUGAUGAAUGAGUAUCGUGUGCCAGAACUUAAUGUGCAGAACGGUGUCUUGAAAUCCCUCUCUUUUCUGUUCGAGUAUAUCGGUGAAAUGGGAAAAGACUACAUCUAUGCCGUGACCCCAUUGCUUGAGGAUGCCCUCAUGGAUAGGGAUUUGGUUCACAGGCAGACUGCGGCUUCUGCUGUUAAGCACAUGGCCUUGGGGGUUGCUGGUUUGGGUUGUGAAGACGCUUUAAUCCACUUGCUCAACUAUGUGUGGCCAAACAUUUUUGAGACUUCCCCGCAUGUGAUAAAUGCUGUCAUGGAAGCAAUUGAAGGAAUGAGGGUGGCCUUAGGUGCUGCUAUUGUGCUAAACUACUGUCUUCAGGGGCUCUUCCAUCCUGCUCGUAAGGUUAGGGAGGUCUACUGGAAGAUUUAUAACUCGCUGUAUAUUGGAGCACAAGAUGCUCUUGUGGCGGCAUAUCCUGUGCUGGAAGACGAGCAUAGCAAUGUAUACAGCAGGCCUGAGUUAAUGAUGUUUGUCUGAAUUAAGUGCAGUUUCAUUUUACCUAGGAGUUAACAUAUGGGGGUAACUGAUGUUAUGAUGUUAGAGGCAUUUUGCUUUAGUUUCUUUAAAUCAAUAUGUUUAUUAGACAAUAUUAUUGAAUCUGAAUCUCUAUUAUGUGUGUGGCGGGUA